CUUGAACUACUUCAUUUUACGGCUGUGGUUAGAAUUUUGGGUUGGGCGAAAAUGGCGAAGAAGAAGCAAUUGGCAUCUUCGGCUCCAUGGCGAGGGGAGGAGGAAGUGGAUGAGUUCGCCGGAGCAAAGCUCAAGGUGACUAAGAAUCCCGGCGAGACUCCGGUAAUGCACGUUCCUCGCAAGAAGAGCCUCAAAUCCAAGAGCUCCAUAGACGAAGAUGAUUCCCUUGAGAUUGACCCUGAGCUUCGCUACAGUUUCCAGCGAAAUUACCAGUUUCUUCAACGAGUAUUUAGCAUUGACACCAUUGUCAAACCUCUUCCACCAGCCAUGGCGUACAAUGCUUCCAGGAACUUGCACUUCUUCACUCGCAUUUUCACACAGUUCUUUGACCCUGAAGGUAUUGCAAACGCUCAGAAAUCACUUGGACUCGGACAGGAAGAGAAAGAUCGCCGUGUUCGUUAAGUGGAGAAGAAAGGGAAAUGACUGGGGACUUUGAUGUAUUUGGGAAGCAUUAUGCAUAAUUUUUGUUCAACUUCAAGUUUAAUUACAUUUGUUGGGUUUGUAGAAAAUUUACACUCAAAGAAAACUGUUGCUACAAUGAGAAUCUAUUCCUGUUCAGAUC
This is a messenger RNA of Cucurbita pepo subsp. pepo (vegetable marrow), 622 nucleotides long. Its product is annotated as zinc finger/BTB domain protein. NCBI's taxonomy places the organism in Eukaryota, Viridiplantae, Streptophyta, Magnoliopsida, Cucurbitales, Cucurbitaceae. Gene Ontology annotation, cellular component: chloroplast envelope. The record is from RefSeq and is a predicted model, not a curated record.